Paramacrobiotus metropolitanus is the source of this 3114-nucleotide messenger RNA. Its product is annotated as transmembrane channel-like protein 5. The record is from RefSeq and is a predicted model, not a curated record. NCBI's taxonomy places the organism in Eukaryota, Metazoa, Tardigrada, Eutardigrada, Parachela, Macrobiotidae. Gene Ontology annotation, cellular component: plasma membrane. The transcript has 13 exons. Gene Ontology annotation, molecular function: mechanosensitive monoatomic ion channel activity.
CUCCUGUCCUGGACAGGAGUCACAGAACGCGCAUAGACCCAUAAGGUAUUGUGCUUGUAAAAUUUCUGAAAAUGCGCAUUUUUCACGCGGUAUAAUAAUACGAAUGAUUUCUGUAUACUGUGCCUUUGCAUCCAAAGAUUCGUUUAUGCAAAUAGUUUUAUGUAAUUUAUUUGUGUCCAUACACGACAGCUCCCUAUAAUUAUGAGUUAUCCACGGCGUGAUUAUCCUGACGAUCCCCACGACGAUCGCAUAUCCGAUGAGCGAGAUUACGGCGAUCCGGAUAGCAGGUCGGUGCGGAGCGAUUACAGCGUGUCCCUGCACGACGACAGACGAAAUGGCAACGGCAGGGAUUUCGCUGUGCAUAUGCACCGUCGACGAGGUGCACCGGACAGGGAUCGUUAUGACGACGAUGAAGAAUCUGCAACGGGUUUCGAAAUUCCCACCCGACGGGUCGACGGGGGCAGCCAGUAUUCCCGGGAUACGGACUAUGACUUCGAAGAGGCGGAUGCACUGCGGGAGCCCAACAUUAUCGAAGCCAUGAAGAAGUUCAAAGGCCAUCAGGCGCUGCAGUCCCUUGUAUAUAAUACCAUGAACAUGCAAAGGAGGAAAGGUCAGGACAGAGUGGCUCGGUACGAAGCGGAGUCCGGUCGAGUGGAACUGGUGGCGCCAUUGGAAGAUGUGGAUGCCGAAGGAGCCGAUCCGAAUGAGAUUCGGAUGCAAGCUGUCGAAAGACCGCUGAAAGAAACCGUCGACGACUACAAGGAAGCUGCCGGACAGAAGGCGGAUGUGAAGCUUAUCCAACCGGAGCAGUUUCGUGAGCUAAUCCAGCCGCUGAGCGAGAAGCGCCGCGAAUACAACAACAUGAAAGACCAGAUUGACGGGUUGGUCACGCAAACCGUGCAGGUCACCGUGGCCAAAGUCGGUCGCAAUUUCUGGCGCGCGCUGGGCGAUGUGGCGGAUACCUUGAAACCGUUCACCGGUUUGUUGCGUUGGGUGGAUAGCCACUACGGGUCCGAUGUGCAUUCGUAUUUCUUAUUUAUUUUGUGGAUCAUCGCAACAAAUUUUGCGACAUUUGCGGUUACUUUCCUAUUCGGCAUGGCACCCUCGAUAUUCUGGCAUGACCUUAACGAUCACAAACCUCUCGCCGUUGUUGAAAAACCGGAUCAGCCAUUUAUUCCGCAGGAUAUUUUUACCGGACAGGGAAUACUGCAAGAUUCGUUUUUCCAUUAUGGAUUUUAUUUGGCCAACUUUUCGACUAUUUUUGGAAACUGGCAGUUUGAUCGCACAAUGGGAUACCUGUUUUCCCUUGGAUUCUUUUACCUGUUCCAGUUUGUCGUGAUAACUUACUCGAUAACGCAGUCUUAUGGGAAAAUUGUUUCGACAUCCACAAUGGGUGGCAAGCCCAAAUACUGCGAUACCGUCUUCUUUAUGUGGGAGCACACUGUCUACGACGAAGACGCAAUCAAACUGAACCGACAGGAUUUACUUACAACGCUGCGCGAAAAAUUAAUAACAGCCAGACGCAUCGAAAAGUUCCGGCGACCCAUCUACAUCCGGCGGUUUUUUGUCAAUGCCUUCAUUGUUCUUCUUACCGCCGGGCUAGGCGCUGGUCUGUGGUAUUAUCUGGAGUUUAUUGAAAUUAACUUGAAAACAAACAGGCAACCGGAAACGAAUCGCAUCAUUUAUGAAGAUCUGGAUAUACAUCAGAAAUACGCAAUCGAGCUUUCUCCGGCCAUGAUCAUCACUCUGUUGAAUUUUGUUUUUCCGGUGAUAUUUUCUGUACUCAGCAAAUACGAAAAAUAUAUGACCUAUGAAGGGAAUUACUUUCCAGUUUAGCUAAGUAAGGGUAUCUGUUUAAAUUUCGGUACCCUUGGUACAUUAUAUUAUUACUGGAUCCUUAACGAGUCUGGCCAGACAAUUGGGGCGGUGAAUUUUGAGAACAAGAAAGACUGUGCGGCUGAGCGAAAAAUGUCGUGUUGGGAAACAAGUCUUUCGCAAAAAUUUUAUCAGCUUGCUGUGAUGAAUUUGGUAUUUGAGCUUGGAAUAUCGGUGCUUGGAUUAUUCUUAUCGCCUAUUAUAAAAUUAUUCACACGUAAACAAUUAGUUUUCCGAGCUGAUCUGUUGACCCAAAGAAUUAUCUAUCUGCAAGUUAUCACCUUCCUGGCUACUUAUUAUAGCCCAAUUAUGUGUGCAAUCGCCAUUCUCACGACCCUGCUUUUGUUUGCGCGCGAUACGGUGAUUAUAAGGUAUUCGAAGAUGUAUAAAUCAGCUCCCCUUGGAAGUGGCAACGAAGGAACGCAUGCCAUUUAUUGCACAGCUCUCCUGCUUUCGUUUGUCUUAUGCACCUUGUCCGUGGCGUUCGUAAUUACAUUAUUGCUCCCAUCAAAGGACUGUGGACCGUUUCGGGAUUUGUGUCCGGAGCCCGACAUUAUUGCGGCAGCGAUAAUACGUUUCAAAGAUACAGUACCUUUGCUGUAUGAGAUUAUGGAUAUCCUCAUCAUGCCUCCUGUCCUGAUUUUUGUCAUUGUAUUUUUACUAGUCCUGGUGUUUUACUUUUACAACAAAAACCGAGCUCUUGUCGAGCUGUCACCGGUACUACAAAAUCAUUUGGCUUUGGAAGAGAAGGACGUGAUCGCUUUGUAUCUGAACAUUGUCAGCGCUCAAGCACAAUCCGGGUCUGCACCUAAAAUACAACCGGCACGCGCUAGGCAUACCAGAGCAGCCGAAAGAUUCGCUCAGAAAAACAGCGCUGCCAGAAGUAGAUUUAACCCAGUGCAGAAUUCCACACAUCCGUCGGCGUCCCAGUUAGUGGCCAGGUCGCGGGUGUAGCGGAAGACGAAUCUAUCUUGCUUGAAACAACCACAUAAAGCAAAAGAGAUCCAACAAUAAAGAAAUAAUACUUACAAAACCAUACUGAAAUGUAACCUCUGGAUAUUGCAGCUAUAUACCGGCACAAGAAAGUGUUGCCUAUAUUACUUCACUACCUAUCAGUGAAGAACUAUGUAACUUAUCCUACUCUAGUCAGUUCUUAAACAUGUCUUUCUGUUGGCUUAUGAUUAAGCCAUGCUUUAACCUGGUGCGUAUGCUGGCAAAAAAAACCUUGUUUCCUUGUAA